This is a messenger RNA of Liolophura sinensis, 2519 nucleotides long. Its product is annotated as phosphoserine phosphatase-like. Gene Ontology annotation, molecular function: L-phosphoserine phosphatase activity; magnesium ion binding. Gene Ontology annotation, biological process: L-serine biosynthetic process; dephosphorylation. Gene Ontology annotation, cellular component: cytoplasm. The record is from RefSeq and is a predicted model, not a curated record. The transcript has a single exon. Lineage: Eukaryota; Metazoa; Mollusca; Polyplacophora; Chitonida; Chitonidae. The coding region runs from base 141 to 875 and encodes 244 amino acids.
GGUCCCAUCACCAGCACCUUCGUCAUUUCAUCAUUUCGGACGUUGAUAAAGGAAGGAGCCGGGAAGCGAGCAAGGGAAGGAGUUUGCAAGCGAAAGCUUUGUUGCAAGGAGAGACCUGUGCAAGACAUUGAGUUUGACACAUGCCAAACAGUAAACAGUACACUGUCGUAGUCAUGGCGAAUUUUGAGGAAACCCAGAGGAUUUGGUGUGAGGCCGAUGCUGUUUGUUUUGACGUGGACUCUACUGUAUGUACCGACGAAGCCAUUGAUGAACUGGCAAAUUACUGUGGGGUGGGAAGACAAGUGGCCGAGUGUACAAAGGCUGCUAUGGGCGGUGCGAUGACCUUCCGCAGAGCACUGACACAACGCCUGAACAUUAUACGCCCCACAAGAGACCAGCUAGCUAACUUCAUGAUAGACCAUCCUCCUAACCUUACCCCGGGGGUGAGAGAACUGGUGCAGCUCUUACAGAGUAGGAAUGUACCCAUUUACCUCGUAUCAGGCGGAUUCCAAAGUGUGAUUGAACGUGCUGCUGAGGAACUGGAGAUUCCAAGCUCACAUAUUCACGCCAAUAAACUGCGGUUUUUCAUGGAUGGUGAGUAUGCUGGAUUCGAUGAAACACAACCUACAUCUGAAUCAGGGGGAAAAGCUGCUGUUAUAAAACGGCUUAAAGACAAAUGUGGGUAUAAGAAGUUAGUGAUGAUUGGUGAUGGGGCCACAGAUUUGGAAGCGUGCCCACCAGCUGAUGCAUUCAUCGGGUUUGGUGGAAAUGUGAUUCGAGAGAAAGUGCAGUCCAAAGCCAAGUGGUAUGUGACAGACUUUGAAGAGCUUAUUUCAACACUGGAAAAUGGAGCUGCGCAAGAAAUUGAUCACUAAUGAUCAGAUGUCAGUCAUAGAGACAUUGUCACACACUUGUUAACAUUUAUUAUAUGUUGUCAUUGUGUAUCAUAAUGAUAUGUUAUAUUUGUUCUAUGGACAAGUUAAGUUUAGUGGUGUGUUGGACAUCUUUCUCAUCAGGUGACAGUUAUAUUGAAAAACCUCUGGGCAUCUUUGUUCAUUAACGUCUCACCUCCUUUUGUCCAACAAUUAACUGUUGUCACAUAGCUAAACCUAACAAUAACAUGCGAGCUAAUUUGUAACAGGUAAGCCUAUUGAAUAUUUAUGCAAGCCUAUAUUUCUGCAAGUAAGGAAAAUAAGUUAAACAACUAUAUCGCUCAGCAUGUUUUAUCAGUUCAGAUGUUUGGGUAUGUUGAGUUAAUCCUUCAAACAGUAACUGUUUUCCAUUUUUUUUUUUAAACAUGUCUUUUUAACCACGUAAGUUUUUAAUACAUGUAUAUUUUAUGUCAACCAUUAGCUUUUGUUUCUUGUGGCUUUGCAGGCUGUAAGUUCAACAAAAUAAAAAGAUUUUUAUGCAGUUUCUGACAUUUGCCUGUCAAUCUUCAAUGCAAUAACUGAACUUUCCAGGCUGUCAUCACAUUUAAUAUGGACUACAUGCCUUUAUUUAAUGGGAGAUAUAUUAUGUUGCAAGUUGGAAGUUAACUUAGAUCAAGGCUGUAAUGUAACAAGGCCUUCUCUCAGGAUUUUCUGUUCUCCACAGACAGCAUAUGAAGCUGUCCUGCACAAGUGUUCAUAUCCAUCAGCCUGCUGUAUUAAGGGCAUAAUAUGGGUGAAGGAUUUAUCGGAAAGUUGUGGGUGUUGGGCGAUAAACUGCCUGUGAACCUUGAUAACUAGGGCAGGUUGACAGCUGUGUGUAUUUGUGUUAUUACAUGUACAUGUAUGUAAGCUUUACAACGUGACUAUUUAUUACCAUAUACUGAGAUCAACCAGUUAACUAUCCUUGGUCAUAAUUUCUGAGUUAUUUUCAGUUGUGUUUUCACAUAUGACAUGAAUACAUGAAGGCAAAUUCUUAUUUUGUUGCAGUUCAUCAGGGUGUUGAAGAAACCGUCUAAACACCACCCAAUUACAUGUAUUAUUUGUACACUACUGUAUAAAGGACAUGUACUGUAUGAAGAACAUGUACUGUAUGAAGUACUUGUACUGUGUACAUGAUUCCAAUGUAUUUUUCACAUGCAAUAUAUAAUAAGUACAUUUGUGUAUAUAUUCUCCCAUUUCUAAUUGUCAUGUUUUGGACUUGCUGUCAGGGUAACCUUUCCCAGAUGUAAAUUGUGUUUUAGAUCAGCAUUGUGCCAUCUGUGUGAAAUUGACGGGUACAGAUCUACCUAGAGGUUAAUUUUGUGGUUUAAAAAAAAAAAUGUGUGAAGUUAUUGAGGUAGUUGGGUGUAUCGUUUUGAGAUCUCAAACUUCAGACCAGGCUGUUUUACCUCGGCUUAUCAACCUAAUGAGUGACCGUCUUGACGGAGUUGUAAAUGUUUUGAUGUAACACGCUCAGGAAUUCCUAUUUGUUUUUACAUCAGUUAAUAAAAUUGUGUUAUUUUAAUGUAUUGUAUCAUCUGAAUUCACUAUUGCAGAAUUUCAUGUUGUGCAUAUAGGCUGUGUAAUAAACAGCAUGUUGGCGCCAGC